UAAAAAAUCCAAAAAAGAGCCGUUAGUAAGUUAGCGUUAGCUACCAUGCAGUCUUAUCAAAGCACCAUAACUUUAGUGGACUAAUUUUUACAAUCGGUAAUCGUUCCUAAAGCUGAAUGAAAAUCGCUGUCUAUCUAUAUGUCGAUCUGAAAUAAAAUAUUUAAAUAACUAGAAAACAGAACUCUAGGUACUACAGAAUUCGAAUAAAACUAAUCCCUUUUCAAUUAUGACGAAUGAAACCCCCACAUAAUAAACCAUUUCAAAAAUGUAUUGAAAUUACUUUGUUUAGCGCCCAACUGUUAACAUCCAAACCACUCAUUGUCAAAUCGAUUUUAAAUUGCACCUUUAUUUAAUUCAGCAAAUUACCACUCAAAUGGCACGUGCUUUCCCCACAACAACUCAGUAUUACUCUAACUAUUGUGAUGUGAAGUGGCAAGUGAAACAUAUUGUGGUUGCUCUAAAAGAAGAUGAAAAUUUCUAUGUUGCUGCUUAUGGCGGCAAUCAUUCUCAUUGCAAAUGAAUGUUUUGGUCAGCGAACAACGCCGCGUUCGGCAAGCUCUGGCAAAGUCCCUACAACCCGGCGACAAACAACGCCAAGUCGUACAACCCAGAGACAUACAACUCGCCCAGCCGGACAGGCCGCCAAACUUGUCAGUGCGAAUCAGAACCGUCCGACAACACGGACAACACGACGAGCGACAACACGGGCCUCAGCACCGUCCGCCAAUGUGAACAAACUAUCGGGAGCGGGUGUGGGCGCAACGAUCCGUACGACGCCGAGGCGUCAAACGACACGUAGCGGGGUAGGAGCUGGACAUUCUGCCAAUAUGGUCAAACCUUCUGGAGCGGGUGCAACGUCUCAAGGGAAACAGACGACGAGGACUACGGCGCGUUCAGUGACAACAAGAACUACAACAAGACGCUCAGUGACGUCUAGAACUACAACAAAAGUAGCACGACAACCAGUGGCAGUGGCAGUUUCAGUGCCAGUGGGCCGGCCGACUGAUAAACAAACACCAACAAAGAAGCCCACGGAAACAAGCACAUAUUUGACCAAGGUCCCACAAACAGCGUGGAAGCCUUAUUCACUCACGACUGGAGCCGUGGGCUACAGUUUACCAUUUGCUUACAGCAGCUACAGCAUCUACAGUAGCUACAGCAAUUCGACGGAUACGGGUAACGCCACCACUUAUGCGCCAUCGUGGCCGAUGGACAUCGCAUCGUCGACGGUAAGCAGUGUCAACAGUGACGGAGCAUUGUACGAAUAUUCUGAAGAGCACGACUGGGAAGAAUAUGGAACGAGUGAACCAAAUUUAGGUAACUACCUCGACACUGCGGAAGAGGUCGGACAGGACACAACGACUCCGGUUGUGACAAAGGACACCGACCAAACGGGUCCUACUCGGAAGAAGCUCAAACGACGCAUCAGGAUUGAUCCCAUAACGGGGAAACGGCAAGUAAUGAAGCGCAGGAAAGUUGUGAAACAGAUUGUUGAAAACAAACAGUAAUGAUAAACCACAUGCACCAAGUUGUAAUGAAGUGUUUUUUUGUAGCAUUGAAAGAAUUCCUUCGUACAGAACAGUCGGAUAACAAACAAUGAGGGGUGGCUUUGCGCAUAACGACUCAAGCUAUCGAAAGAAGAUGCGCAAUGAGGCCCCAGAUUUCCACCUAAAUACUCGAAUAAUGGUACAUAUACUGCUGUUCUACGGAGACUUAUACUAUAAAAAAAAACAAUCAAGAAAAUCACAUAUGAAACUAAAGUAUAAUUUGCGUUCCUGACCUAUUGGAAUGGGAGAGCUCCGUUCGCAUGAAAUCGUUCAUAUUUUUACGUAUGAUUUUUU
Messenger RNA from Armigeres subalbatus, 1841 nucleotides. RefSeq lists its product as uncharacterized. The transcript is spliced from 8 exons. The record is from RefSeq and is a predicted model, not a curated record. NCBI's taxonomy places the organism in Eukaryota, Metazoa, Arthropoda, Insecta, Diptera, Culicidae. The coding region runs from base 468 to 1508 and encodes 346 amino acids.